This is a messenger RNA of Camellia sinensis, 1559 nucleotides long. The record is from RefSeq and is a predicted model, not a curated record. Lineage: Eukaryota; Viridiplantae; Streptophyta; Magnoliopsida; Ericales; Theaceae.
UUGACAUAGAGACAGAGAAGGAAGUCCAAAAAUUCUGAAAUUGGUGAAGUAAAUUUGAUUUUGGCGGGUUAAAGAGGCGGGAGCCAAAUCAUGAAGCAAGGGUUUAUCAAAUGCCAUCCUUAUCUACCAUCUACACCACAAAUUUCCUGUGUUUUCAUCUUCUACGAUCAGAGUUCAUUAGCAUCUGAGGCUAGAUUAGCAGGACCUGUGCAUUAUCGUUGGAUGUAUUCUGUUGAGAGGUACUUGAGUAGAUUAAAGUCAUAUGUGCGAAAUAGAAGUCGACCGGAGGGUAGUAUGGCAAAAGGAUACCUUGCAAAUGAAUGCUUGACAUUUUGCUCGAGGUAUAUGGAAGAUGUUGAGACACGGUUCAACCGGAUGUCUUGAAAUUAUGAUGAGGGGGUAAUGGCACCGAAGGAUUAUCUAUUUUCUCAAUGCCUGGCCGACCAUUAGGUAAGGGCGUGAUAGACACAAUGGAUGAUGGCACAAAAGAAAAGGCACAUCGAUAUGUGCUAUUUAAUUGUGAGACAGUCAACAAAUUUAUUGAACAACACCGUAGACUUGUUUCCAUACAAAAUCCACGUCUUCGUGAAAUGGCCAUUGAUCGCAUUCAUAGUGAAACAUUUCCAACAUGGUUUGAUAAACAUGUUGAGGAAUUGCAUAAUGCAGGUGAUAGUCAAAUAACUGAAGAGCUUAGAUGUUUGGCUCAUGGUCCAAAUAGAAUUUUCACAAAAUAUAAGCGAUACUUGAUAAAUGGUUUUAGGUUCCAUACUAAGGAGAUUGAGCGAAAGAGGAAAACUCAAAAUAGUGGGAUUAUUGUCACGGCAAAAACACGAAGCUUUGCAAGUGGUAGAGAUGGAAAUCCGGUCUCUGGAGAUGUUACAUUUUAUGGCGUGUUAACAGAUAUAAUUGAGUUAGAUUAUUUGUUUGGGAAGAUGGUCGUGUUAUUUAAAGGUGAAUGGGUGUCACAAUCAGGGAAAAGACAAGAUAAAGAUUGCACACUAGUCAAUUUUGCACGAUUAAUGAAAGAUGUUGAGCCUUUUGUUUUGGCUUCUCAAGCAGAACAUGUAAUGUAUGUAGAAGACCUGAAACACAAAGAUUGGCAAGUUGCUAUCAAGAUAAAUCCAAGAGAUUUUUAUGAUAUGAAUGCGGGGUCUUUUGUGGACAAUGUGGAGGCAUACUUGCAGAGUGUUAUAUGUAAUACACAAAGUGGUGAUGGGGACAAUAAUUUUGAUUUGGUUUGGACAGACAUGUCUGCUGCAAUUGUAGAUGCACCACUUUCUCAGGUGUUGAGAGACAACAAUUUUCAUGAUGAUGGAGAUGAGGAAGAAUUAGAUCUUAUGUGACUGUUAAACUUAUUGAACAUUGCUAGUUAUUUAUAUUUGAAAACAAUUCUAUAGUUUCAUUUUGUUCUCUUUCUUUAUCAUUGUUUUUGUUAAUUUAAUUGAUUGUUUGAAGAAUGAAUAAUGCGUUUUUAAUUUAACUAUGUGAUUUGCAUAUGUGGCUACAAAAUAUUUAUUCACUAUAUGUUACAUUUAGUCACUACCAAGAUAGCAACGCAA